CAAACAUUGUGUGUGGUUAUCGUGGUGUGUUGUUCAAUUGCCUCAUCGGAUCAUAACACGGAGGGGAUACUAAGGAGGAAUAACUUACAAUCAUUUUUGGGAAAGUUUACUCUGUACGAUUAUCAGACGCUUUUUGAACGAAAAUGGAACUGAAAACGCGAAUCCCCUGCGGAUCUUGCAGCCGUCAAUUCUUUGCAACCUCUCUGCCAAAACAUGAAGCUUAUUGUCGAAAGCCGAGGCAAAUCACAGUCAAUAAAGCAGGUGGUGACGGGACAAAUAUAGUAAAACACACUGAGGAUUACCAAAAGAUCAUUCCGUUCCUGUCCUCAAUGAGUGACCUACUUCGGCUGGGUAAAGAAAGAAGACAGCGAUGGCGCGCGAGACACAAUGAGUUUCAAGCAAUACUGCGACAUAGUCGAGGUGAACCAAUCGGCUUUCAGGAUCCCGUAAUGAGUGCAGGCGUUGGGAGCACGACAGUCGACAAACAAACAUGUGAAUUCUGUGGCCGAUCGUUCAACGAAGCGGUUUUUCGGAAACACCUGAUCCGAUGUGAGGAGGCCCACAUUCACCUAUGGCCAAACGGCGCUAACUCACCGGGACAUGUCAAUGCAACUCGCAGAUUCAAAGCAAGGAUGAAUUAUAAACCGACACUACAACGAGGAAACCGAACACAAGUGAACGCUACAGAUUCUACAGAAGAAAUGGUAUAUUCCAGUGCGCUAUCUCAUCUGUCCAACUAUCCCACCCCCACGUCUUCCGUCACUUUGAAUGAACUGUCUAUGGAGAACUAUUCAUGCCAAAAAGGAGUUAUGGACAAGGACGUCGUUAAACCUUUGGUAGAAAGUUUGUCAUGGAACGCGGUGGAACAACUCAGCAACUGCAACCACUUGCUGGUUUAUAACCCGACGGAUAUGUCACAACAAGCUAAAAAGUUGAAAGACCGACCUGAUACAUCUACAGUCAGCAGUGGGUUGGAAGACUCGUGGGAUUCAAACAAAUUGCUUACCGUUCCGCAAGACUAUACUCUGAAACCAACUCCGGCGCAAGAUGCAGACAGUUUGCCGCACUACUCAUCGCCUUCACAGACUUCUUCACUGUCCACGGUCUCCCUUCUCAAAUUCUCCGACAAUGAACCGACGAGGCAAGAUAGGUCCAAAACAAUUGCUUCGACAGUGAGUUUGGCCCGAUGUCCAUGGUCUCCAACGGUAUCCUCGUUUGCGGAAGGCCGAUUUCAACCAGGUGAAAAAUGUAGUGUCUUGGCAAACGACUUUCCCAUCAAGCAGAUUCUUGCAAAAACUACGUUAUCUGAUGCAGAAUCGCAAACAGCAGGGAAGCGAGAUUAUUUAACAUCGUUCACAACUCACAAGAACGCCGAAAUAAACAUUGCACAUUCGGAUGUUUCGAAGCGUUCGUUGAUCCCAACAUCAACCCCGGAGAAGUUGCCAUCGGGUGCGUUUCCUGUUGGCUGCGGGGAACAAGUACUCACAAAUGCAGCGCCCAAAGCAUCCCAUUCCGUAAGUCACUGUUCAACACACGAUAACGGCUCAGGGGCAGCAGCGCAACGUCACCACCAUCAUUAUCGCUGCUCUAAACGAUACGGUAGGUUACAUCCAGUUGGUCAAGCCCAUAAGCGAUGUCAGUCACACUCCGAACAGAGCAGUAAAUAUUCUGACCUUACUGGAGACAAACAGAAACACUCUGAGUCGACAUUUCGCGUUGGAGUCGAAGGUGAUUGUGCUUUCCAGUCUGCCUGUUGUCCGGUUAACCAAACAGCAGAACUUCUUGUUGCACACGUUGUUCGAAUACCAAGUUUGAAGAGCCCAUCCACUGUCAGCCCGGGCGUCGAGAUGGUACAACAGGUUGCUGAACCUCUGCCAAAUGACCGAAAGGAUUCACCGAUAAUCUUUAAAAAAAGCAGUAUGACAAGCAAGAAACCCAAAGAAACCGCGGAACCCACGCAUACUAUUAAACUGUCCGGGGAUCCCCGCACACACUUAGAGGGAAGCAAAGCAACUCCAGCAGUACCACGUUGUCCUGUACCCAAACCAUCCAUUUUAAGAGGUGCAAGAUUUGUCUCACAGUUCAGCAAAACAGUAACAACGCCCACGGGGGAAUUACAAACUCAGGACCGAAGUGGUUCAAACAGUGAAGUCAACAGUCGGACCCACAACUCGGUGCUACAAACGUACUUGCCUGGAAUUCCCACAGCUCUGGUUCUCACCAAAGCAAUGCUCCAUCGUCCUCGUCAACAAGGCAAUACAAUAAGCGACCUUCCGAUAAAAAGUUUGCUAUCCUCCCCAGAUGCUUUGGUGGAUGAAAUAGACGGCGAUAUCGAAGAAAUGAAAGAUAGCCCCGAAACUGCGGUGACCAAACACAGUCAUGCCCCCCUGAGCUAUUGUCAUGAAUGUGGGACCAGAUACGUCGCAAAAACGGCCAAAUUCUGCUCUCAGUGUGGCGUUGUCCGUCCAGUAUCUGUUUUUGAAGAUACAAAGCAUCUGUUCAAGGGCCAGAGGCGGAAUUCGAACGAAGAUUCCUCUGUAGAUCCACUCAGUGUGAUGGACCCAUUCGAUGCUAAUUGCUGCCCUUUCCAGUGACACACAACUCUUCUCAUUAUGGUUUCACAUUUCACUCUGUCUCUGAUCACCUGAAUGCUGAUCACCAACCAACUCUCGCUUUUAGUUGGAUUUUCACUCUCGCUUACUUGUCAGAGGUAUGUUAUUUGCUGCUCACAAUUUGUUUGCAAGCACCAAAAAGAAAAGCAA
Opisthorchis viverrini is the source of this 2762-nucleotide messenger RNA. RefSeq lists its product as hypothetical. The record is from RefSeq and is a predicted model, not a curated record. The coding region runs from base 144 to 2594 and encodes 816 amino acids. The transcript is spliced from 7 exons. Lineage: Eukaryota; Metazoa; Platyhelminthes; Trematoda; Opisthorchiida; Opisthorchiidae.